Messenger RNA from Rotaria sp. Silwood1, 813 nucleotides. NCBI's taxonomy places the organism in Eukaryota, Metazoa, Rotifera, Eurotatoria, Philodinida, Philodinidae. The record is from the annotation of a GenBank genome assembly.
AUGACAAAUCAUCUAAAACAAUCGAAUAUUCUUCUUUGUGGAUCAGCACGUGUUGGUAAAAGUACUUUGAUCAAUGCAAUCUGUCAACAAAAAUUAGCCAAAUCAACGGCAAGUUUGAAUUCAGUGACCAAGUCGGUUACCACAUAUUCAUAUGAAUGUUCAAAUGGUCAAUCAACUCAUAAAACGAUUAUUUGGGAUACACCUGGUAUUGAAUCAUGGAAUGAAAAUGAUGUUCGCAGUUACCUCGCAUCAUUGAUUGAACAAGCUCAACCACUAUGCAUGAUUUAUUGUGCUUCACCAGGUUCGUUUGCCAUAUUAGAUCAUAUUCAAUGGUUACUUCAUGAAUGUUCUCGUAAAAAUAUCUUCUGUGCUCUUGUUUGUACAAAUAUGUGGACUGGAAGAUAUCGACAAGAGGUUGUCAAUGAAUUUUGUAGACUUUUGAGUCUUGUUCAUCCAAACAUUCAUCCCACAACGGAAGGUAAUAUCACCUAUUAUGAUAAAGUUGCUCUCGUCACAAUGGUUAAUAGUCAAGAAUAUGUUGAUGAAGAUUUUAGUGUGAAGAAACCUCCAUCAGGUGUGGAAGAAUUGAUUUUUGGUAUUGGUCAGUGUCUUAAUCGAGAUCUUAUGUUUGCAUGGUUUCGAAGUGUUUCUCAAAACUUUUCCUUUUGGUCAACCAUGUCAUCGAAAUUGAGCAAUUUACUGAAUGUUCCUACUGAAGCUUUUUAUUCUCUGUAUGAAAAUACUGUAAAUUUACUUACCUUUCUAUUUGACUUAUCUGAUUCUUCUAUCCAAGACACGGUUGAAUCGAAUUAA